Porites evermanni is the source of this 659-nucleotide messenger RNA. NCBI's taxonomy places the organism in Eukaryota, Metazoa, Cnidaria, Anthozoa, Scleractinia, Poritidae. The record is from the annotation of a GenBank genome assembly.
GUUCCGGAUUCUCUCAAAUCACGAGUUGAGUCAUCCUCGGAGACCCAGGGGCAGAUAGUGGGGACGAGGGAAAGUCUAAACGGGCGGAAAAAUGUGGCGCGAAGAAAAGUAAAGAACGGCGAGAAGAGCCCCUGGGGACAAUGUCUUACCAGACCAGUUCCAAACGGUCGCCGCCGUUCUUGCUUCUGAUUGGUGCCAGAAAAACACAAGUUUUCUGGCACCAAUCAGAAGCCAGAACGGCGGCGACCGUUUGGAACUGGUCUGGUAAGACAUUGUCCCCAGGGGCUCUUCUCGCAGUUCUUUACUUUUCUUCGUUCCAUAUAUAUUUUUCCGCCCCUUUAGACUUUCCCUCGCCCCCUUUAUCUGGCCCUGGGUCUCCGAGGAUGGAGUUGAGUACAAGUUUCAGUAUUUGUGCGAGCUGUGGAGCUCGUUAUAUUGGUGAAACCAAUAGGCAUUUUAACACUCGUAUUAACGAGCACCUUUUUCGGGACAGGAAUUCCCACAUUUUCAAGCAUCUCAGCAGUUCUAAGAAUUGUAAAGAUAAAUAUGGAGUCUAUUGCUUUGAAAUUAUUGACACUGCUAGUUCUUAUUAUCAACUUAAGGUCAAGAAGAGCUUCCAUAUUGAACAUCUAAAACCUGAACUUAGCAAGCAAAUUGAG